AUGUGCUGGCCGUGGCUGAGGGAGCCAGACGCAAGCAGCAGCACCGUAUUUGGUGCCGGAGCCCAAGACCCGGGAAUAGAAACCGUUUAUGACGUGAAGCUGGCCGAAGCCCAAGACGAGGAGGUGCCUUGGAUGCUGGUGGCCUGCUCACUGGGGGAGGACGGGGACGAGACCCGCCGGCUGCUCCCCCCACCCCUCUCACCAGCGGCUCCCCUCGGGGCCAGCGGCGAUCGCGGCCGGCGGCGAGGCCUCCGGGACUUAUGCGCUCCCCCAGGCAGAGCCACGCGGCUCGCCCAAGGGCGCAGCGUGGGCCGUGGGAGCCGGACCUCGGACCGGGGCUUCUCGCCCCCAUGGCCGCUCUGCUCCUGCCGCGGGGACCCCCGCCCGGGCGGCGCUGCCCGGAGGGCUCCCGGGCGGGGCGCGCCCUCCCUUCUCGGGCUGGGCUCCCAGCCCAGCCGCCGCGCUCAACUUUGGGUGCCUCUGGGGCGGAGGCGGCGGUCGGGGAACCAGAGCGCACAAUCGGUGCGCACGCGAGCGACCCUCCGGAACAGGUGGUCCCGGCGGGAGGUGGCCGAGCCCUCCGCAGCCCCUGCCCCUUCCUUCUCUCGGAGCGUGCCUCCUCGCCCCGGCCCCGGGCGCCCCCUGGUCUGUACCCCGGAGCCCGGCUACUCGUACCUCUGGCUCCUGCGACUCCAGGCGGCGGACAAGGCGGCCCCGCGGGCCGGGCGGGCGGCAGGCGGGCGGCAGGCGGCGGGCGGGCAGGGCCGGGAGACCUGCAGGCGGAGCGCCGCUCCUCAGUCCCGGGGCGGGGUCAGCGCCGCCUCGCCCCGCCCCGCCCCGAGGGGGUCCUGCGAGUCCUCGCGGCUCGCGGCGCCUGGGGCUGGACCUCCAUCAGCCCGGGGGCCCACAGGUACGGAGCACUCCCUGUGCCUCCCCGCCGCGUCGUCUAUGGGUUUACGAUCCUUUCCCCACCCCCCAUUUAACAGAUGGGCCAAACGAGGCUCAGAGCGGUUAAGUGACUUCCACGUCAAGCAGCUGGGCAAGGGCAGUAGCGGCAUUUGA
This is a messenger RNA of Rangifer tarandus platyrhynchus (Svalbard reindeer), 1062 nucleotides long. The record is from the annotation of a GenBank genome assembly. Lineage: Eukaryota; Metazoa; Chordata; Mammalia; Artiodactyla; Cervidae.